Molecule: messenger RNA, 1095 nt
Organism: Dermacentor albipictus
Lineage: Eukaryota; Metazoa; Arthropoda; Arachnida; Ixodida; Ixodidae
Gene: fd102C
Product: forkhead domain 102C
Biological process (GO): anatomical structure morphogenesis; regulation of transcription by RNA polymerase II; cell differentiation
Molecular function (GO): DNA-binding transcription factor activity, RNA polymerase II-specific; RNA polymerase II cis-regulatory region sequence-specific DNA binding
Source: RefSeq, a predicted model, not a curated record
AUGUGCGCCAGUUCGGCCGACGCCUCCUCGUGCGCGCAACUGACCGGCAUGAGGGGACCAGCGGAGCCCGCUGCACCCGGCGGCGCGUUGCAAGUGUUCGGCUCGGCAGCCCAUCCUCCGCCCUCGUUCGUCGAGUACCAGCGCCUGCAGCUGUUCGACUACAGCCAAGCCAGCCGGCUACGCAUCAUGCAGCCCGGCCUCCUGGGGGCCUACGCCGGCGCCUUCGGUCCGUACGCGCCUCCUCCUGGAGCCGAAAGCCUCUUCGGCUUCCCGCCUUUCUUUCGGUUCGACCCGAGGUCGCGGUUCGUUCAAGAGGAGCCCAAACCUCAGCACAGUUACAUCGGGCUCAUAGCGAUGGCCAUCCUCAGCUCGGCGGAGAAGAAGAUGGUGCUGAGCGACAUCUACCAGUACAUCCUGGACAACUACCCGUACUUCCGAAACCGGGGUCCCGGCUGGCGCAACUCGAUCCGCCACAACCUGUCGCUCAACGACUGCUUCGUCAAGGCCGGCCGCAGCGCCAACGGCAAGGGCCACUACUGGGCCAUCCAUCCGGCCAACGUGGACGACUUCAAGAAGGGCGACUUCCGACGCCGCAAGGCUCAGCGCAAGGUGCGCAGGCACAUGGGUCUCUCGGUGCCUGACGACGACGACAGCCCGACGCCAACGCCGCCCCCUCCUCAACCUCAGCCACCACUAGAAUCGCCGCAUACGGCCGCCAUCUGGGGCGAGGACGGCACCUCCGUGGGCCUGACGCACAAGCUGUCGGUGACCCUCAAGAGACGCCAGUUCGACGUCGAGAGUCUUCUGGCGCCGGACCCUUUGCCGCUAGAACGACGCUCACAGCAGCAGCCGUCGCCGAAGCCGGGCAGUCCAUGGCCCUUGCCGCCCGCUGGCUGUCCCCUGGAGUCCAUGGGACUUCAGGGAACGUGGCCCGGCCAGCCGCAGUCUUUGUUAGCCAUUCACCAGGAGCGCCUGUCACUCUUCAGAGCGCAACACCAAGAGCAAAUGCUGCACCGCUGGUGUCCGCUUCAAGACCCACGCUCGUCGCCCUCCGUUUCGGACACCGAAGUGGACAAGCUGAGCGCUCCACCCUGA